Messenger RNA from Impatiens glandulifera, 1018 nucleotides. Its product is annotated as UPF0161 protein At3g09310. The transcript is spliced from 5 exons. The record is from RefSeq and is a predicted model, not a curated record. The coding region runs from base 47 to 505 and encodes 152 amino acids. NCBI's taxonomy places the organism in Eukaryota, Viridiplantae, Streptophyta, Magnoliopsida, Ericales, Balsaminaceae.
CUUUGCCGGCGGGACGUCAUUCCAUUUGUAGACUAUAGAGAAAAAUAUGGAGCCGCUUCUUCUCUCCCUUGGUUCUGCAACCGUCGUAUCUCCGAUCAGAAAACCUAUUUCUUUCUCCCUCAGAAAACCCACCUACCCUACUAUUAUCCAUUUCAGACCUUCCACGCACAAAGCUUAUCGCCUUUAUCGAAAACCCUGUUCCGCCAUUGAUAAUUCGAAUAAGGAACCUUCUCCCACCUCGGAACAAGAAAAUGAAGUUGAUAAUCUGGGGGUUAAAGCUGCCUUAUCGAUUCUGAGGUUCUACAAAAGAGAGAUUUCUCCAUUGAUGCUAAAUAGUUGUCGCUAUGUUCCAACAUGUAGUGAGUAUUCAAUGAUUGCUUACAAGAAAUAUGGGUUUGUGAAGGGGAGUAUCUUGACUACAUGGCGUAUCUGCCGUUGCAAUCCUUUGGGUGGUUCUGGAUUUGAUCCCCCAAGAUGGUUUAAUGAAAGCACUUUGGACGAGUGAGUUGGUCAAAAAGCAUUGAUCUUUUUCAUGCCUAAAACAAUGGCUUUGCAGAUACCAGGGGAAGUGGGGGAACAUUUCCUGCACUAAUUAAGGUUGGAUCUGAGUUCUGACCAAUAAUUUACCAUUGUUGAUUUUGGGUAAGUAAACCUGGAAUGGGAAUCAAGAUUUGGGACCACUGGCUAAAUAAAUAUUUUUAUUUGAUUCUUGGGUAAACCAUAUCGCAAUUUUUUAUUUUUUUUAUAAUAUUUUAUGGUAAGACGAGUUGUGGGCAUUGGCGCACGUCAUUCUUAACACCAUUGGCUUAACAUGUUGAGAUCGGGUUAGAAGGCAGACUGAGUUUUCUUCAUUCCAAUUUUAGUAAUAAAGAUUAUUCAGUUGAAUUGUUCAAGUCAAUUGACAAUCAUCAUAUGUGGAUGAACAACUGUGUUGUGUAUCUCACUUCUGUUUGACCAAAUUUUAGUUUAUUGUAUAAGCCACCAGUCUUUUUCUUUAACCUAACUCUGGAUCUCUUUA